Molecule: messenger RNA, 1228 nt
Organism: Oryzias latipes (Japanese medaka)
Lineage: Eukaryota; Metazoa; Chordata; Actinopteri; Beloniformes; Adrianichthyidae
Product: H-2 class II histocompatibility antigen, E-S beta chain
Biological process (GO): immune response; antigen processing and presentation
Cellular component (GO): membrane; MHC class II protein complex
Source: RefSeq, a predicted model, not a curated record
UCUGAUGGGAAACACAGACAUGGACUCUUCAUCUCUUAGAGUCUUCCUCCUCAUCCUCACUCUGUACCCUGCAGAUGGAUUUAUACAUUACAUAUUGAAUCGUUGUCUGUUUAACUCCUCUGAUCUGAAAGACAUCGAGAACAUUUACUCCUACUAUUACAACAAAGAAGAGUUCCUCAGGUUCAGCAGCAGUUCGGGGAAAUUUGUUGGAUACACGGAGAUCGGAGUGAAGACAGCAGAACUCGCCAACAAUGAUCCUGAAAAAAUGAGCCGCAGGAGAGCAGAGAAGGAGACCUUCUGCAAACCCAACAUUGAUAAUGACUACUCAACUAUCCUGACUAAAUCCGUCCAACCCAGAGUCAGAGUCCAGUCUCUGGAGCCCUCUGGUGGUAACCAUCCCGCCAUGCUGAUCUGCAGCGUCUAUGACUUUUACCCCAAGAAAAUCAAGGUCAGCUGGCUCCAAGACCAGGAGGAGGUCUCCUCUGACGUCACCUCCACCGCUGAAAUGGAGGACGGGGAUUGGUUCUACCAAAUCCACUCCUACCUGGAGUACACGCCCAGGUCUGGAGGGAAAAUCUCCUGCAGGGUAGAACACAUCAGCUUAAAGGAUCCUCUCAUCACUGACUGGGACCCGUCCAUGCCAGAGUCAGAGAAGAACAAAAUCGCCAUCGGAGCUUCAGGACUGAUUCUGGGUUUGGUCUUGUCUCUGGCUGGAUUCGUCUACUACAAGAGGAAGACCAGAGGUCGUAUUCUGGUUCCCAGCAGCUGAGGCUGCAGUGCUUCUGUUUCUGCAGACAGACGUUCUGAUCUGAUCUGUUACCCCCCCCAGUACAUGAAGGAGCUACUGCAGGUCCUUCCUCCCCGCAGCCAUCAGACUGUACAACACGGUGCUAAAGUGACACACUACGAAUCCACGGGUGCUUUUUUAGUUCACUCAUUUAUUUAAUUUACUUAUUUACAAACUGUUGCAGUCGUUGUUUUUCAGUUGUUGUUUUUUGGUCUUCAAUGGUUGUUUGUGCUGCGUAUUUUUACUUAUGUAUUUUUGUUUGAAUUUAAUUUACUUCAUCGUGAAAACAAGCAGUUUUUACGGAUGUUCCUCUGUCUUAUUUUCUCUGUAACUGCCACUUAUUUUUGCUAUUUGUAUUUCUGGAUGUCUUUUUUGCUCCUGGAGAGAAGAGAAUUUCCCCAUUGUGGGAUAAAUAAAGUUUAUCUGUUCUAUUCUAUUCUA